Sorex fumeus (smoky shrew) is the source of this 1287-nucleotide messenger RNA. RefSeq names its product ribosomal protein L7 like 1 (gene RPL7L1). Bases 29 to 772 code for a protein of 247 amino acids. The record is from RefSeq and is a predicted model, not a curated record. Gene Ontology annotation, cellular component: cytosolic large ribosomal subunit. The transcript is spliced from 7 exons. Gene Ontology annotation, biological process: maturation of LSU-rRNA from tricistronic rRNA transcript (SSU-rRNA, 5.8S rRNA, LSU-rRNA). Gene Ontology annotation, molecular function: RNA binding; structural constituent of ribosome. Lineage: Eukaryota; Metazoa; Chordata; Mammalia; Eulipotyphla; Soricidae.
CUUGCGCAGUCGUGGCCGCGGCGGAAAGAUGGCGGAGCCGGAGGAAAGGAAAAAGAUCCCCUUGGUCCCAGAGAAUCUCCUGAAAAAGAGGAAAGCCUACCAGGCCCUCAAAGCCACCCAGGCCAAGAAGGCGCUCUUGGAAAAGAGAGAGCGGAGGAAAGGAAAAGAGCCCCCGUUUAAACGACUUGAAUGGUUCCUGCAAGAGGCCUGGCGGGAGAAGCGUGACCAGGUGCGCCUCCGAAGACUAGAAGUGAAGCCUCAUGGCUUGGACGCGCCAGAUAACCAUUCCUUGGCCUUCGUUGUACGCAUCGAAAGGAUUCAGGGGGUGAGUCUGCAGGUGCGGCAGACAAUUGCGAGGCUGCGCUUGAAGAAGAUUUUCAGUGGUGUCUUUGUCAAUGUGACUCCUCACACCAUCAGGAUGCUUCGAACGGUGGACCCGUACGUGACCUGGGGGUUUCCAAAUCUGAAGUCCGUCCGGGAACUCAUCCUGAAGCGUGGACAAGCCAAGGUCAACAACAAGGUCAUCCCGCUGACAGACAACACAGUGAUCGAGGAGCAUCUGGGGAAGUUCGAUGUCAUUUGCCUGGAAGACCUCAUUCAUGAGAUUGCCUUCCCGGGGAAGAAUUUCCAGGCCAUCUCUGGGUUCUUGUGCCCUUUCCAACUCUCGGUGGCCCGACACGCCACCAAGAAUAGAGUGGGCUUCCUCAAAGAGAUGGGCUCGCCCGGCUACCGAGGAGAGCAGAUCAACCAGCUCAUCCGGCAGUUCAACUAAUGCAGAGCAGCGGAAAGCAUGGUGCAGUGAAAGCUUUUGUUGCUGGUUUUCGGGACUGUUACCUGCUGCCUUUAAGGAUGGUUUCCUGCUGCAGGAGCUGGAGAGGCAGGGAGCAGUUGAGGGGAAGAUGGGAUGUCGCCAUACGCGUCUGGGUCCCUGGAUCUUGGCUCUGACCACUGCUGUCCUGUCCAUAAGCAAAAGACACCGUGCAGGCCGUCAGGCCCAGCCUAGGGUACCCCCUUCCUCCUCCUCAAGCUGCAGAGUGGCCGUCUCAAACAGACAGAGACUGUUCUCGGCGAAGGACAUCUGAACCUCCAGACAAGCUCUUACAAUGAACAGAAGACUCACGUCGUGGGGAGAUUUCUGCCCUGGACAUCUUCAGUGCCAGGGCUUCCUGUUGGAGAAUGAAUCCACAGUCAUGCACAAGAAAGCAGGGGACCAAGCCCAGGGGCCUAACUGAACCUGGGUGUUUCUGGGGCCUUGUUUGGGAAGAAGUUUUAAAUAAAAGCACAGAA